Molecule: messenger RNA, 731 nt
Organism: Caenorhabditis sp. 36 PRJEB53466
Lineage: Eukaryota; Metazoa; Nematoda; Chromadorea; Rhabditida; Rhabditidae
Source: the annotation of a GenBank genome assembly
AUGAGCCCGACUCGCAGACUGAGCAAGCCAACCGUCGGCCGUAUCAUCAAUCAAUCGAUCGCCGCGCUCCGGGAUCUUCACGAGAUCGGCUACUUGCACAGAGACGUCAAACCGGCCAAUAUGUGCUUUGGGAUAACUGCCAAGGUAUUUCUUCUGCGCUUCCCUUUGAUUCCAUUCCAUUUUUUUGCGUCAGAAUCGUCAUGUCUUGAUGCUUCUCGACUUCGGAUUGGUGCGUCGAUUUAAAGAACCUGAUGGAGAAUGGCGGCAGCACCGUCCGAAAGCAGGAUUUCGAGGAACCCAGAGAUACGUGUCGGUCCGUGUGCACGCAAGACUCGAACAGACGCCCGCCGACGAUCUGGUCUCUCUUCUGUACACUUCAUUAGAGCUGUUAACUGGAGAACUGCCGUGGAGAAGUAUGGAGAAAAGCGAGGAUAUCUGGAAGAUUAAGGAAGCCAUGGUGGGUGGACUAGGAGUUCUCUUGUAAUAUCUGCAAGCGAUUACAGCAUCACGGACAUAUGGACUAUUUCCACGCGUCGGCCCGCGAACUCUUCGACUUUUCAAAGCUGGUCUCUGGACUCGAUCCGAUGGCCGAUCCUCCAUACGCCACUCUUCAGACAUGCGUCAAAAAGUUAUACGUGCCAAGGAAACUCGUGGAUCUCUACGAUUGGGAAGAGAAUUUCAAGGAGGCGCUGUUGGAAAAGACGUUGUCGACCGACGAGAGCACUAAAUAG